Messenger RNA from Trifolium pratense (red clover), 3618 nucleotides. Its product is annotated as formin-like protein 3. Gene Ontology annotation, molecular function: actin filament binding. The transcript is spliced from 6 exons. Gene Ontology annotation, biological process: actin cytoskeleton organization; actin nucleation. The record is from RefSeq and is a predicted model, not a curated record. The coding region runs from base 495 to 3035 and encodes 846 amino acids. Lineage: Eukaryota; Viridiplantae; Streptophyta; Magnoliopsida; Fabales; Fabaceae.
AUUGGUACGUUGAUGGCGGAUACACAUCAAUAAUUCUCCCCCCACGUCUGUCUCUCUCUCCAAUUCAACGCACCGUUGUCUCUCUCUGUUCUGUUCUCUGUGACGUGACGUCCCAUUCUCCAUCUUUCAAACAACAACAACAUUCAACAAGUAACAACUUGUUCAACUUCAACCUCAAAUUCAUCAUCUAUUAUUCAUUUAUAUUGUUAAUUUGUUAGUACAUCUAAAACACAACACAAUACCUACAUUGUCCAACCAAACCUUACAAAACGUGUCAACAAAUUCAACCCUUUUCUUCAUACUUGUGUUUCUCCAAUCACACACAUUCUGAUUUCAUCAUUCAUCCCUUGUUCUACACGGAACCCAAAUUUCGCUAAUUAGGCUAUUCUUCUCUACAAGGUGCAUUCAUUAAUCAAUCUGUUAUUAUUAAUCAAUUAAUUAAGAGUUAAAACGAAAAUUCGAUGAGAUGAAACGGAGAUUAUGCAUCUUUGUUGAUGAAUUUAUUAAAAGGAACAAGACAAAUGACAAAACCUAGUUAUUUGGUUGUUUAUGUCAUUCUUCUUUGCGCUUUAGCCAAAGGAGGUUCAGAGGGUAAGAGGUGGAAAAAUGAGGACUUUUAUAGAUAUUAUCUUGGAAUAAAGGCAGAGCAGAUGUGGAAACAUUGCAGGAAUGAAAUGAUAGAGAGGAAUUAUGAUAUCGAAUUUGACUUGCAUUUAUUGGAUGAGAUGGGCGAAAAGAGAUCUAAAUUUCUACCUCCCAAUGUGAAACAACACUUUCUAGAUUGCAUCUUAAACAGAAAUUUUCCUAUUCCUGCUUCGGAACAAGAGGGAUAUUCGUUGAAGAAGCAUUAUGAGUCACUUUUUGGUUUAUCAGAUGGACAUAGAUAUUUUCUCUCAGAGUUACAACAUAAUCAGACACCACCAAGUCCUGAUUCUGUUCCAUCAUCUGGAUCAUCACCGAAGCCAAAAGGUCAAGUUGCAGCACAAGUCAAUUUGACACCUCCAGCUCCUGGACUUCCAUACGAUGAUUUUCUGCUCACUCCACCAUUUGCACCACCACCUCCUUCUCGUGCUACUCUUGAUGACGAGAAACAACGGAAAUCAAUUAUUAUUGCUGGAGUUGCAUCAGGAAUUAUAAUCUUAAUAGGCUUGUUCUUAUGCUAUCGCGAGGUGAAGAAGAGAAAAAUAUUUGCGAGAGAUGACAGGCCUUUACUCAUAUUAAGUGACUUCUCUGGUGGUAGUUCACAAAAGUCUACUGCUUUUGAAAAUUCUGAUAUGAGAGAACAUGGUAUUAACUAUGGAACAAAUCCUUCUACUGUUAGGAAUUUGCCCAUUAAGCAUGAAGUCAACAAUGGUUCACUGAAUGAGAUAACAUUAUCAGAUGACAAGGGACAAGUACCGGUGUCACAAUUACAACAUCCUCCAGGAAGAUCAGCCCCUGAGGCUCCACCAACACCGCCGCCUCCACCACCUGCUCUUGCACCUCAGCCUCGGACUCGGACUCCACCUCCUCCAAAAAUGUCUCAGGCUCCACCUGCUCCUCCCAAACCAAUGGCAGGUAGAAACCAAAAAUCACCUCUAGGACCACAUCGUCGUACUAGUGAUGACUCCGAUGCUCCAAAACCUAAAUUAAAGCCAUUUUUCUGGGAUAAGGUUUCAGCAAAUCCUGAUCAAGCUAUGGUCUGGCAUGAGAUCAGAGCCGGGUCAUUCCAGUUCAGUGAAGAGAAGAUAGAGUCUUUAUUUGGCUGCCCCAACCAGAACAGAAAUGAAAGAAGAAAAGAUGCUCCUUCUUUAGAACCUUCGGUCCAGUACAUUAAGAUUCUUGAGCCCAAGAAAGCACAGAAUUUAUCAAUUCUUUUACGUGCUCUGAAUGUGAGCACAACAGAAGUUACCGACGCCCUUAAUGAAGGUAAUGAGAUUCCUGUUGAGCUCAUCCAAACAGUAUUGAAGAUGUGGCCAACAAUGGAUGAGGAAUCAAAGCUAAAGUUAUACACAGGCGACGUUUCUCAACUUGGCCCUGCAGAGAGGUUUCUCAAGGCCUUGGUUGAUAUUCCACUAGCUUUCAAACGUUUUGAGUCUCUACUAUUCAUGUUUACACUUCCAGAAGAGGCUUCAAACAUUAAGGAAUGCUUUACAACAUUAGAGAUUUCUUGCAACGAACUAAGAAAAAGCAGGCUCUUCCAAAAGCUAUUAGAAGCAGUUCUAAAGACAGGAAACCGAUUGAACGAUGGCACCUAUCGUGGUGGGGCUCAAGCAUUUAAGCUUGACACACUUUUGAAACUUGCAGAUGUAAAAGGAACAGACGGCAAGACCACACUGUUACACUUUGUGGUUCAAGAGAUCAUACGUUCCGAGGGCAUAAGAGCUGUAAGAACAGAAAAAGAAAGCCCAAGCCAUUCUAGUAUGAAAACCGAGGAUUCCAUUGAUGAUUCAAAUAGGCAAUCAGAAGAGCACUACCGCAGCCUUGGCCUUCAAGUAGUUUCAGGUCUAAGCACCGAACUAGAAGAUGUGAAAAAGGCAGCACUAAUAGAUGGAGAUGCUCUAACAGCUGCAGUAUUGAAACUUGAUCAUAGAUUGGCAAAAACCGAAGAUCUGUUGAAUAAUGAUCUGAAGAAUCUUGAAGAAGAGAGUGAGUUUCAAUAUUCCCUUGCAGAUUUUGUGGAGAAAUCAAAAGAGGAAGUGAAAUGGUUAACAGGGGAAGAGAAGAGGAUAAUGGCCGAGGUUAAGAAUACUGCAGAUUAUUUUCAUGGAAACGCAGGAAAAGAUGAAGGGCUGCGUUUGUUUGUGAUUGUACGCGAUUUCUUGUUAAUGUUGGACAAGGUGUGCAAAGAGGUUAAAGUAUCAACCAAGACAGUAGCGAUUAAGGAUCUUUCUUCAUGCAAGAAAGAGGCUUCUUCAAUGUCAUCCUCUCCGGAUACUCAGCAACCAUCACCUUCUGAUAUGCAUAGGAGGCUCUUUCCAGCCAUAGCAGAGAGGAGAAUGCACGACUCUAGUUCCGACGACGAUGAUGAUGAUAAUGAGAGAUUACCAACGUAGCUAUGAUAUAAUGUUAUGCAAGUGAGUUUGACUUAUCAGUGUAUAUUGUUCUCUACUUCAUCAUGCAACAGGUUUUAUUGCCUGUAAAGUCGGAGAAUUGAAGGGCAAGGUCUCAAACUUUGCUGAAGUGUAUGUCUUAUAAUGCUACAGAAGGGAAGGAAUGUGUACUCUGUCGAUGUGACUCUUGUUGAUCAAUGGAAACUACUGGAUGUCAACUAUAUGGCAUUCCUCAUCAAUGUGUGAACAAGGGGGGGGUUUCUUACCAACCCAAAAGAAAGAGGGUGUUAGGAGGGGGAGAGAUUGUUUUUAUUGUUUCUUUUCUCCUCCGUUUAUUUGACGGAUAUUGUUUUCGAUCAUCGUGAAAUCUCAAAGUCAAUAGAAUGUAUGACAGUAGUUGAGGUAGUUUUUUUUUUUUUUUUUUUUUUUCAAGAUUCCUUUCUAUUUAAUCAUUAGUUUUUUUGUAGGGAACAAUCUUGAUACUGCAUUUUCUUAGGAAAGGUAUAUGAUACAUGUUUGAGCUGUUACUCAUUGAAAUGAUAUAUUCUAAAUCUUUUCGGUGAUCAAUGUUAAUGAGAUUAACAUA